Messenger RNA from Porites lobata, 1796 nucleotides. NCBI's taxonomy places the organism in Eukaryota, Metazoa, Cnidaria, Anthozoa, Scleractinia, Poritidae. The record is from the annotation of a GenBank genome assembly.
AAUGAAGAUCUCACUAAUGGUCUUGGUGAUGGUAAUUAUCCCUCAAAUAUUCGACCCAGGUGAGUUCUGUGCCACAUUUGUUGAUCCACGUGUUCUGUUCUCUACUUUGGUCAAAAAUGAGGUUUUGAUUCUAUAAGGGUUAUAGUUAGGGAACUGUAUAGCAUACCAUUCAAAAUGUAUAAAAUGAAACUUUUCAGAGGCUUUGCUUCAGGGGCACCCAACGACAAUUUUCGGGAAAAUAUCUGUUCGGAAGACGAUUUGACAUCUAGAAUUUUCGGAACAUUUGUUGUAAAAUUUCUUGCUUGCCUGCCUCUCCUAGGAGUUUCGGACAUCUAAAAAAUGAUAUAAUUGCCUAUUUUUAACGGAUUUUUACCCUAAAAAAGUCACCUAGAAUUUUCGGGAGCCUUUUUUCAGGCUAAAAUUUUCGAAAAGGUAAGUUUUGAUCCCUAUAAUUUUUGGAUCACUUGACUUUCAGCUAGGAAAUCCGAACAGAUGAAAAAUUUCCAGGGGAUAAAAAUAUGCCUAUAUCUACCGUUUAAAUACUAAAAUACGUUUAACAAUUCUAUGUUUAAGUGGUUUUGAACUAUAUUCUCGUUGGGUGCCCCUGUUGCUUUAGGAUGUGCGCGAACAAAUGCAUGGUUACCUUCUACUUUGUAUCAAUCAUUUAUUGAAAUGACACCUCAUGGAUGGCAUUAAGGUCAUGUUACACGAGACGAUUAGCAACGACGAUUUUUAACGCAUUGUGGCGACAUUGUUUCGAAUGGUUACAACAUUGUUCCAACAUUUCAACACUGUGUUGCGCCAGUAAUUGUCGUUGUGUAACGUCAUCUUUAAAAGCUGGCGCCAAACUUUAGAAGUCAGAAACUAUCCUCCCAAACCGAAAAUUAAAUAUUCUGAGAAAACGUCAGGGAAAAUAUCAUAUAAAACAGUUAUAAAUAUUCUGAGAACAUCUAAGGAAAAAGCACUUACAGUUUCGAAUAUAAGCAGCAUAGGUGUGUAAAGUUAAAGCAGAAACUCAUACAAAGGGGUUGAAACGUGUAACUCGUGAUCAAUGCUCGCGAAUAUUCAUUCUUCUGUAAGUAUCAUAUUUGGAGACCCUUGCUGCGGCCUCAAAAGAGCAAUCGGUUUAACAUCAACUUCGCACUUGCAUAACGCUUUUUUGAACAUUUCUUUGCCGUCACUGUAAGACUACGACGUGAAACUGCCUAAUUUUCCUUUUUGUGGAAGGCGAAAACACAAGACAACGACUUUCUUUUUUCUUUCUUGAACUUCGGUACAGUUCUUUAGAAUUCGACUAGAGAGAAAUUUGCUAUUACUCGAUCUUGUCGUCUCGUUCCAAAUAUGGUACUUUUGAAAAUGAAUACCGUUUGCGAGCAUCGGACAAAGCAAACAUAUGAGUAACACAUUUCAAUCCCUUAUGGGUUUCUGGUAAUAGAUAAUAAACGAUGUAUAAUUUCUAACUGUUCUGACAACUGACAAGGCAUCAUAUUUCCUCAUCAGUUUCGUCCCUGCAGUGUCACGUGUGUAUCAGCUCGCUUUCCUGGAAGGACUGUGCCGAGUCACAGGAUCCUUUAAGUUGUUCGUCUGCGGGGGACCAGUACUGCUACUAUCACAGUAUUCAAACAAACGUGGGCGGCUACGUAAUGAAAGCAUUCGCUAAGGGAUGUACCUCAUCUGAUAAAUGCAGUCCAGAAGCCAUUACGUCUUGUAAAAACACCCAAAUUCAACAUCAACAAAUGGGAAUCAACAGUGUGAAGUGCUUUCUCGAUUGCUGCCAGGGCGAUUUGUGCAAUUAA